Colletotrichum abscissum is the source of this 303-nucleotide messenger RNA. RefSeq lists its product as uncharacterized. The coding region runs from base 1 to 303 and encodes 100 amino acids. The transcript has 2 exons. Lineage: Eukaryota; Fungi; Ascomycota; Sordariomycetes; Glomerellales; Glomerellaceae. The record is from RefSeq and is a predicted model, not a curated record.
AUGGGUAUCAGAGACACCGCAAACACCGACGUAUUCAUAUACACCACAAAAAAUGGCUUGUCUUCACGCCAACGAAAGCAACACUGCCAAAAACUCACAGAUGCCAAAAAGUUGGAUAUCGUCCACAACAACACUGUCACGAGCAACAGCGAAAUGCCUAGCGUCCGCCUCGCAACGCCGCCCAGUCCCAUCUUUGCCUGCCAUCCGGAUGACCGCACCGUCGAUCUCGACCGAUUUGUAGACGCAACCGAGGCGCUCAGCCUGUCGGUGCUCGAGAAUGACCUCCUCGGAGGACGGUCAUGA